Molecule: messenger RNA, 2791 nt
Organism: Poecilia latipinna (sailfin molly)
Lineage: Eukaryota; Metazoa; Chordata; Actinopteri; Cyprinodontiformes; Poeciliidae
Gene: wfdc1
Product: WAP four-disulfide core domain 1
Exons: 6
Coding region: 507-1127 (206 amino acids)
Biological process (GO): regulation of cell growth
Cellular component (GO): extracellular region
Molecular function (GO): peptidase inhibitor activity
Source: RefSeq, a predicted model, not a curated record
UAUUUCUUCUUUUUUUUUGGUGAAAAUUUAAUCCUCCAUUUUUUCUGCCUACAUUGGCUCUAAUGUGGCGUUGUAAUUUGUAAUUUUAUUGUAGUUUUGUUGUAGUUUGUACUUUUGUCAGUGCUGCUUUUUGAUGGUUAACAGUUAAAAUGAAGACUUUAUCUCCCUGGAGACAGGCGUCCAACACGCUGAACUCAUGAUGUGUCUCCAGAAGCAGCAGCGGUGGGGCGGGUCGCAGUCGCUGCCCCUCCCCGGGUCGCCCCCCCUGCCAGCAGAGUGCUGCGGCUCUCUGAUGCAGACAGCUGCUGCUUCAUUUCCUCCUCUCUCUGUCUGGACUUUCCCCGUCUCUGUCUCCGCGUCCCGCUUUGUGAUUCGUCGCUGCCUUCAGGACCGGCAGCAGGGAGCGAGGCCGGGAUCCGCCGCUUUGGCUGGAAAGUUUGGGACAAGGAGGAAGAGGAGAUAAAUGCGUGCAGAGGAAGAGGAGGAGGACGGUCUGAAGAGCGAGCAUGCCAGGCGCAUUGGAGCUGCUGCUGCUGUCCCUGCUGGUCCUGUCCACAGGAAGUGAUGUCAGGAGGAAGAGAGGACUCUCCCAGAAGGACUACGAGUACCCGAGCCACCCGCAGUCCGCGCAGCACCAGAAGAACGACCGCUGCCCGCCGCCGCCCCAGAUGCUGCCGGAGCGGGCCUGCGACGUUCCCGGCUGCCGCUCCGACUCCGAAUGUGAGCGCCACAAACGCUGCUGCUACAACGGCUGCAUCUACGCCUGCCUGGAGUCCGUCCAGCCCCCACCGGUUCUGGACUGGCUGGUUCAGCCCAAACCUCGAUGGCUGGGAGGAAACGGCUGGCUACUGGACGGACCGGAGGAGGUUCUGCAAGCGGAAGCAUGCAGCACCACGGAGGACGGAGACGAGCCUCUUCACUGCCCCACAGGCUACGAGUGCCACAUCAUCAACCCCGGGAACCCCGCCGCUGGGGUCCCAAACCGGGGCCAGUGCAUCAAGCAACGCGCCAACUCCGAUGGACGAGGUUUGAGGCAUAAAUACUUUAAGGACUACAAGGACUACUUGGGAUCCAGUUCCAACAAUGCAGUGGGCUACGAGAAGCAUCAUCACAAGCAUCUCGGAUGAAGACACGUCGGAUUUGAUCUUCUUACAGUCAGCAUGAAAAAGCUUAAGACCAGGAAAUAAGAUUACAGUUAUUAUCUUGUUUAUUGUAGCCGUGUUCCAGAGCUUCAAAAGGCAAAAAGACAAAACAGGGAAAACAAAACACUAAAACCUGUUCAUCAGCUGAUCAGAGGUUUAGUUUUAAAACUCUCCACAUAAAUCAGUUGUAAUAUCUUCUGCUGAAGUGAUUAAUCAAAUUUAUCGCAAUGAAUUUAUUAUUGAAAUAAACGUUAACUGAUAAUUAACUGGAGUAAAUAUGCUUACUGAGAGAACAACACAGUCAGAGCAGAACUGUACAAAAAUAUCAACAUUUUGCAUUAAAGAUAAAAAACUUGCUUUGUCUAUAAAUCUGGCAAUUUUAGCUUCACCUGGUUCAGAUUUCAUACAAAUAUUAGAAGGUUUACUAAAGGAAUGCUGUUAUUGAGUUUUAGGUAAUAAAAUAUAGAUUUUCUUAUUCUAAAAAGGAAUUUAAUUAUUUGCUUAUUUGCAGUUUUUAAAGUAUUUCUAAUAUUGUUCAAAAUAAGCUUAAGAGGUGAAAUGAGAAAUAUACUGAUUGUGACUCGAUUAAUCAACUGAAACAGUUCCAUGAAUAAAAACCUGAGAGCAGCUGAUGAACAUCCUGUUUAGAUUCUGCUUUUUGCAGCUCUUCUUUCAGCUCUGAGAUUUUAAUCUGUUUAUUCCAAUCAUCAUCUCCUCCUGCUGUUAAAACAGGAUGUUUGUCGUCAGAUGACUUUAAUACGGCCUCAGAUGUUGACCCGGUCCAGUUUGAUCUCCUCCCACCUGAACAGAUCUCAGGUUUUUCACUCCGCCUGCCUCCUCAUCGAGCCGUCGCCUGGCGUCCUGCUAUCCAACCAAAGAAAUGCUGAAGGUGUUCAGGAAAACAAAGGAGAGGCCCGAUGUGGACCAAAGCUGUUUGUAAAAACUUUUUUUGUGUUUUCUCAUUUUUUUUCCCGGCAACAAUCCAAACAAACUGGUCAUCAGAGAGAGAACCAGGACCAUGUGGCGCUCGUCCUCGUUCUGCCCAGAGUUCGUAAAUCUGCGAAGCGUUUAACGGACAGCGAGUGAAUAAAUCCAGCUGCAGGGCUGACAUUGCUGCUUUAAACCCCAAAAUGAUCUCGGAGGCAAAAUAAUUAGCAGAAUAAAUUCCAGAUGAGUGAAGGCUGGAACAGAGCAGCUGGGGUUUUAUAUCGGCUCCGAAAGGUUUUUGGGUGUAGUAAAUAAUAAAAUAUUAGUUAUUAACAUGCAUGAAUAAAAGUCGGCAUAUAUCCAUAGUUUUGUUUUAAAAGAAAGUAGGUUGAAUUAGUUGCUAGACCAAAACAAGCUGAAGUAAUACUUUAGCAAACAUCUGAUCAGUUGUUUACGUUCCAACAAGGACAUAAAACCCUAAAAUUUAGUAAGAUAAUAAAACUUCUGAUAGUGUUGCUCAGAAAAGAUGACGGAGCAGAGGGGAUAAUAAAUCUGAGCAUUUAUUUGCUUUUAUUUGCAAACUGAAGCAGCUUUAUGCUCUGUUCACAUGGUGCUCUGGUUUUUACUGCCUAACAGAAGAAUAAGCUGAAAACUAAUUGAAUGUUUCUCUCUGACUGGUGCUACAUCGAUUCCACUGUAAUAAACCUUAUGACUCAAACUUG